CGCGCGAUUGCUCUUUUUGUAAUAACAGAACUUUUCAUAACUUCAACAUUUUCCUUCGUCACAUUACUCGCUAUCAUUCAUCCGAACCACAAUUUCGAUUAACAUGUAAUUUAUCAAAUACAUGUGGCGUUUUAUACAAAACAUUUUCAGCAUACAGAGCACACAUUCAGCGUCACCAUAAACAUUUAUUAGAACAAAACUUAGAUCAACUUGAUGAUGAAACUUUCCAUUUUCAAAAUAACAACAAUGACGAUAAUGGCAAUACACCACAAAACCAACCAUCAACAGCAUCGGCCGUUUUCGCCGCCCUCAUUGACAAUGACGACGAUGACAUUUUGUACGAUGAUAACCAAAAAUCAGAUGAAGUUGUUAGUCCAAAACAAAGAGAAACAACAACAAUCGAAUCAGUUCAAAAACAAUACACUCAGUUUUUACUAGAACUGAGAGAAGAACAUUUACUUCCUCAGAAUGUGAUCCACUCAAUAACAAGCAACACAAUCAUUCUCCUUGAUACAAUUAAAGAACUCGUCGAAGAAAACCUAAAAGAAGAACGUCGAUCAUUUGAACGACAACGCCAAGUAACGACAACAACAAUGUCUCCUCCUGAUACAUCUUGUAUUUUUCGAAAUACAAUUAAUCGAGUUAGUGAAGUAAUUGAAGCAACAACAAAAAGUGAAUAUCGUUUCAUCGAAUUAUGUAAACGAUUUUUUAAUUAUUGUCCACCAAAAGAGUUAUCACUUUUAAACACACCUCCGUCGUUAACAAUGACAACCACAUCGACAAAAAAAUUGAGAGAAGACAAAUUUUAUUAUGUUUCUAUUAAAGAAUCGUUAAGAAAUAUCUUUAGUAAAGACGAAAUGAUUCCACUUCUAAUCGACAACAUUGAACAACAGGAACAGAAGGUCAGAAAUGAUCCAGAUCUGAUGUAUUCUUUUCGUCACGGUCGUUUCGGGCGCAACACAGAUCCAAAUUUGCUCUUAAUUCAAUUGUACACAGAUGGAGUGGGCCUCACUAAUCCCAUAGGCCCGAAGAAAGAUCAGCACAAAAUUACUCUGGUAUAUUUUUUAUUGGAAGAUAUACCAGACAUAUUCCGAUCAUUGUUACAAUGUAUUAACCUCGUGGCUAUUUGCUAUACAAAAUAUCUGACCGAUAAUUCCAAGCUGAGAAAAUUCUACGAACCGGUAGUAAAAGAUUUAAACGAACUACAACAUACCGGUUUGAAAAUUCCUACAACAUACGGUUCAAUAAUGUUUAAAUUUUCCACAGUCGCUGCCGACAACCUUGCGGCUAAUGAGCUUGGAGGUUUUCAGAAAACAUUUUCACACGGAAAUUUCUGUCGUCGAUGUUUAAUAUCGUAUGAAAAUCGUAAAAUUCCAUUAACCGACUUAUCCAUUGUACAACGUGAUGAAAUCAAACAUGAUCGAUAUUUACAAGAAGUGCUAAACACAGUUAACAAAGCAAACAUUUGUGGAGUAACAGGCUCCAGCCCAUUGAAUGAGCUUGAUAAUUUUCAUCCUACCAAAUCACUGCCGGGUGAUAUAAUGCAUGAUUACCUUGAGGGUAAGACAGUUUUCUUUCUUACCAACAUCUGUAAAAACUUAUUUACUAGGUUAAGAAGUUUGACCCAAUGAAGUUAAUGAUUGAUCGAAACACUCUGCUGAAAAACAGACGUUUAGCCUGCAAAAUGUGAACUUUAGAGGAAAUUUUGUAAUCUUAGGUUAUAAUGCCGUGCAUGGGUGAUCUUCUCCGGUGGCUUUUCUUUCAUAAAGACUUAAAAUUUACAGGAAAGAGCAAAAAGCUAAAUAUUCCGAAAACCGUAUUGAUUUAUCGAACGAUUUUGUAAACUUUUCGGUCCGCUACUUGGUAUAAAAAAAAUUUCUUCGUGACGGAGUACGGGCUUGAACAUCGAUCUGGAAGUUCGAAUAAACUUAUAUUUUUUUGCACUUUUCGGAGCUUUUGGUCCCUUCUGGUUUCUGCUAUUUUCUUUUAUGACCAAGAGACGGCCAAAAAAUGCCAGUAGCAUAAAUAAAACGGGAAGAGAUACUAACGCCAAAGUUGUAAACUCAAUUUACCCGAAUAAUACACUGAUCCUCGCCAACCGGUUACGGAUGAACUAUCUUGAACUAUCUGUAUUUUUCCUCCAUCCUGUUUGCUUUUGUUUCUUAUAGGAUCUUGUCCGAUAAUUAUAAUGGCAAUGCUCAAAGAAGCCUCCAGAUUAAAAUUAAUAACGUACGCUAAGAUCCAAGACCGGAUGGAAGCCUUUGUGUACGGUUUCAUCGAUUCCAGUGACGAACCUCCGGUAAUCCAAAUCAAGCAUUUAAACAACGAUUAUAUUACCGGGAGUGCUUCGCAAAAAUUAUUAUUAUGAUUUCCUCUACAACUCUUUUUUGUUAUGUUUCCAACUCUUAAUUAGUUCUUCAUUAGAUGCGUCGUCAGCUGCUGCUCUACAACAUAUUUUUCUAGACCUCAGAAAUAAAAAAUUAGA
Messenger RNA from Didymodactylos carnosus, 2485 nucleotides. NCBI's taxonomy places the organism in Eukaryota, Metazoa, Rotifera, Eurotatoria, Philodinida, Philodinidae. The record is from the annotation of a GenBank genome assembly.